This is a messenger RNA of Ochlerotatus camptorhynchus, 6717 nucleotides long. RefSeq names its product protein expanded-like. Bases 736 to 5031 code for a protein of 1431 amino acids. Gene Ontology annotation, cellular component: cytoplasmic side of apical plasma membrane; cytoskeleton. Lineage: Eukaryota; Metazoa; Arthropoda; Insecta; Diptera; Culicidae. The record is from RefSeq and is a predicted model, not a curated record. The transcript is spliced from 6 exons. Gene Ontology annotation, biological process: positive regulation of hippo signaling.
UUGUUGUAACUAAAACUUGAACCUCAAAGUGGAAGAUAAUCACACGGAUAUGCAUGCCUGAAAUCUAGCCUCACCGUUUAAUCAUCGAUUUUUUUUUCUGUAUCGCUGUGUUUCGGCGAAGCAAAUUUUACGACACCUUGACUUGGUAUUUCAACGGAGUGAAGAAACUGAUGAAGAAAAAAAAAGGCAGUUGAAGAGAGAGCGCGAUGAUCAAACUCUCGAAUAGUUUGCUACAGAAGACGAAGAAAACGGAAAAGAAGAAGAAAACCGAGAGACGCAUUCCAUUCCCGAAUGAGAAGAAACGCAGAAGAGGAAAGGUUCGAUGAAGGAAAAUGUAUAUGCUUGGUUCGGUUUCGAGAAGAAGGCAUUUAAACACGCAAGCUAAGUUGCAGGCGAGUGUAUGAGUGAGCGCUUGCCCGAGAGUGUAUGUUGGUACCGAGUGAGUGAAUAGCUUUGGGAAAAAAAAACAUAAGAUCGAACGACUCCUGCAGGGAUCGAUUGUGUACUCUCAACACAUACUGGUGAUGCUGGAAACAGAAUCUUGGACGGCCAGCUUGCUAUUGUUGAGAUUUUCUCCCAGUGUGAUUCCUACAUCCGAAGAAAAUUCCAAGUGCCUUUCUGAAUUAUCCAACAGUGCGUUAUUCAGUGACUGAGAACAGCUAAGAAAACUCAAACGCAAGGUGUUAAAACGCGAAAUCUUUCGUAAAAGUUAGUUGCAGCUGGUAACGAUGCAGCAUGCGAGCUUUUUGCACUGUCAGCGCACCCCUCGAGGUUUGCGCACCACCGUCCCGCCCCCUGCCUCCGGGUACCAGAUUUCUAGCUUUAAAAUUAUUAGGAACACCACAGCCACGCACACUCUACUUCCUAGUCGAAGCAAAAAGUCGCGUCCGCGAAGUAUACGCACAAACAUGCCAUCACUUCUCCAAACAGGGCAUGCUGGACACCGAACUGUUCGGCCUAGCCGUGCUGAUAGAUGGCGAGUACUUGUUUGCCGACCCCGAGAGCAAACUGUCCAAAUACGGACCAAAAAGUUGGCGUUCGUCACACACGCACGGCUUAGACGCAAACGGGAAACCUCUCCUGGAACUACACUUCCGUGUGCAGUUCUACAUCGAGAGCCCACUCAUGCUGAGAGAUGAAGUGUCCCGCCAUAACUACUACCUGCAGCUCAAGUACAAUGCCAUCAACCGGGAUCUGCCGAAGGAAUACUCCGAGCAAUCGCUGUUGCUCCUAGGUGGCCUAUCGCUUCAAGCCGAUCUCGGCGAUUGUCCGGACGAGAACGGAAUCGUCACCGAUGGUACCAGCAGUACAAGUGGCAGCUCCAGCAGCAAUGCUGGCAGCACUGGCGGAAGCACCACUAGCACAACCAAUUCCGGUAACGGCAGCACCAGCCACAACAACAACAAUAACAACAACAGCAACAAUAGUAGUAGUAGUAGUAGCAGUAGCAGUAGCAGUAGCAGUAGUAGUAGCAGCAGUAAUAGCAUCAACAACAACAACAGUAGUACUAGUAUUAGUAGCAACACCAAUACCAUCAACAACACCACCACCACCACCACCCCCAGCGGCAACAAUGAAUACUUCAGGCCGGAAGAGUACAUCAACCCGUCGCUCCGGUCGGCGUGGGGCAUUUCGGCGCUUACCUCUUGCCAUCGGGAAAACCGAGGAAUGUCUCGGGCCGACGCCGAAACGCACUACAUCCGGGAGGCUUGCAACCUCAACGAAGCCAUCAAUGCACACGUGUUUCGAAUGAAGCAAACCAAGAACGAAUGCGGCAUGGGCACGGUAUCGCUCAGCAUUUACGCAAAGGGCAUUCGCAUUGCCAUGGACAACUCAACGCCAACGACGUUCAACUGGCCGAACAUCGGAAAGCUGAGCUUCGAUCGGAAAAAGUUCGAAAUCCGAUCGGGAGACACCAAAAUCAUCCUGUACUCGGUGAACGACGACAAGAACAAAAUGAUAUUAGCGCUGUGCCGGGAGACGCACCAAUUUUCUAUGAAAAUUGCCCCGCGACUAACGGAAGCCAUGAAGCGGGAGGAAGAGGAAAGCAGCUGCAUUCACGGCUAUCCAUACCUGUACUCCCGGGCACUAAAUCUACCGUACAAAAGCAAAAGCGACCAGCGAAUAUCGGUCAUAUCCAGCACCAGCUCGAAUACUACCUCCGGCAUCGUGAGUGAUCGAGUUCAUUCCGAGGAUGAACUAGAGAUCAUCAUCAAUACGCCACCUACAGCAACACUCGCAGCUCCGUCGACGGAAAGUCUUGCAUUGGCCCAUCUGCUAGAUUGUCCUAGCGUAAGCCGGCAAACUUCCUCCGUUGGACAGGUAUCCCUGAAAGACCUAGAAGGCACACUGGCGGCUUUGUCGGUGCGAUCGAACACCACAAGCCGAUCGGCCAGCAGCGAUGGAGCAGAAGGAAAGGAGCGGUCGGUUAAAGAUUGCGAAUCAUCUCCCUCGUCACAGCACAACAUAGGUUCGCAAUGUUCGUCCACGUGCAGCACCGUAGUUGUAGCUACCGAUUGCAUAAGCUUACCUCAAACCAGCACCAACGGGUCAAUAGAACGGCGUCAAACGUCAACUUGCAGUAGCCUAGAACUGGGAUACAGCCAUACGGCCCAGAACAGCACUUUAAGUGUGGCAACCAGUACGUGCCUAGACCAUGACAUCAAUGAAGAGGAAGAGGAAACCAACUCCGGAGUCUAUACCCUUGCUCACGCACCACCGACCGAAACUAGUGGAGUGUACACGAUGAACAGCAGUGAGAUGACGGGUCAGUCUUCGGAAAUUGCUGAAUCAGAAUCUCAUGAGAGUUCACACUAUGGCAGCUUCCAACCUUGUCAUAGUGAGAUUGCCGAACCGUUAGAACCAGCUGAUUCAGUGGAUGGUGAUUUCAGGCCCCGUUUAGACAGCGAUAUGAACGAGUUCAGAUUACGAUCAGAUUCCACUGUAUCUGCCGCAGGAUCAUUCAGAGGCGAUGGAAGUGAUCCAACAGACAAUACGCAUACGCUCUUAAGUGCGGAGGAGCUGACCGACUUGAUCGUUGGACGAGGAACGUAUCCAUCGAGGAAAACUGUCAGCCAUACGCUCGAUUCAGACAGUGACUACGUAACGCUACCAUUGCCUCUGGAUGGAGAGAGUUAUCUGCAGGGUAGCGAAGAUACCGCUCCUACGGAAGACGAAUACGAUGACGACGUUCUACCUCCAGCUCCUCCGAAGAGAAUCGACAGUAAUAUGCCAGCGCAGCGACAGUCGCUCAUGAGUCUGGUUAGCUCCAAUGAUUCUCCUCCACCACCUCCUCCACCUUACAAUGCGCAUCACGAAACUACCGGGCUGCGUGGACCGGACAUACGUCCGGACGAAGCACCAGUAAUUCCACUUCGUGAUCCACCUCCGUAUCCACAGAAACCAACAACUAUGGUAAGGGAACGACCAGUUCCACCUCCAGUCAUUCCGGUAUGCAGCACAUCUAACAUACAGACAUCUGCAAUACCAGAGGAAGUACCAGCGCGUUUCAUUACCACCAGGCCUCAGAUCAAUAUCCUUAAAGCACAUACCAGUGUAGUUGGUGAAACUGCAAAGCCUAGCUAUGCGGCACCGACGGUCAACAACAUCAGUAAUCUAGCGCAAUCUCCACUACCCACUACAGUGACAACAGGGCCAUCAACGCCCAGCGGAAUCGGCAUACCGGUUGUUCCGUACCAUAAAAGCAUAACCUCGCCUCCACCACCAUAUCUGGAAAUGCCGAAGCCACCGCAUCGAACCUGUGUAUUGCUACCGGUAAUCAAACCUCGUCAGUAUCAUCCACCUCCACCUCCGACAAUGCCACGACAACCUCCACCACCUCCUCCUGCUCAUUCGCUAGCUACGGUAUAUACCGGUCAGCUGGCACGGUCCCAGAUCGAGCUCUACCAACAGCAGCUCUACAGUGACGUAGACUACGUCAUCUACCCGAUCCAGGAUCCCGCGAUCAGUCAACAGGAGUAUCUAGACGCUAAGCAAGGCUCGAUACUGGCAGCAAUGGCACAGAGUCCACCUCCACCACCAUAUCUUGCCUAUCACACAGUUCGAGCUCACAAUCGAAGCUGGGAAGCUUGCAAGAAUCACGCCAUCUACCGGAGUACACCGUACCUUUCCAUGGCUCUGUCAUCAAACUCUCGAUAUGCUUCCACCCAGAAUCUAUCGGAUACGUACGUUCAACUUCCUGGAACAUACUCUCCUCUGUACAGUCCUUCGAUAGCGAGCCUCUGUUCAUCGUACGAACCACCUCCACCACCUCCGCUUCGCCCGAGGCCCAUAUCCAGCAGCUCAUCGUCUAUGUUCGUCCGAUCUCGCUCUGACGACAACAUCCUGAACUCGGUCGAAAGUACUCCGAAGAUACGUCGGUUGCCACCUCCACCCCCACCGCCAUACGAAACAAGAAAAACCACCCGCAAACCACCGAUACCCCUUCCCACUCCAGAGAAGCAUAUGCUAUCAACGGUCAAAGCUGCUACCAUCAUGCAAAAACCUCCCGAAGUCCCAGCUAAACCAACUCCCACGAAACCGUGUGGCCCGAGUGCCAAACUACAGGCCCAAAUCAGGAAGCAAUACCCAGACAUCGAUUUCAGCACGUCUAUCGACAUUCGGACUCUACGGGAAAAAAGCAAAAACCUAGACCUUCCACUCAUCUCCGCCUUAAUGCAUGACCGAUCCCUACUGAAGCAAACCCGUGCAUUCGUUAUGCCCAAACAUCCCAAGUCUGGAUUGAUCGGUUCCCCUAAUAGCAUAACCACCUCCACCACUACCACCACCACCAAUAUCACCACCAGUCCCAGCCAACAGAAUCUCCUGAACCACAAGACCAAGUAUCCGGUGUCUGGUCUGAGCACCACCCAGCUUGUCAAACCCCGCAAAUCGUCGGUCGUAAGCCAUAGGCAUCCGAACGACAAGUUGCCACCGCUUCCGGGACAAACGGCGACCGAAGGCAACAACUACGUGAUGGAUCCGACCCCGGCCAAGCAGAAGAGCUACAGCUCCUCACAACCCAGUGCCUGAGAUAUCAGAACUUUCGGAUAUCACACAGAGAGCUUGGUCGUCGUCGACGCCGUCGAUACGUGUCAGAUAAAUUCUAUAAUUUAACGAUGAAAACGAUAGACUUUUACAUUUGGAAACCUAUUGUGUCAUGCUAAAGCUAAGAUAGUAGAUUUUUGUCGUCUUAAUCGGGAGAGAGAAAUUUGUGUUACUUGCAUUUUUAUAAAAUGGACCUAUAGUUUGUUGUACUAUUUUCUCCUUUAGAAUACGCCAGGCAAGCCGGGAAAGUCGAAAGGAAGUUCUUGGAACGACGUUACUCACAAUAAUGGCCCCACCGAACGUACUCUGUCCGUUUCCAAAUCGAGCAUUCCCCCCAAAUAUUAAGUUUUUCCUACUCUCUCUCGCUCACUCUGUCGAAAAAUGCACAAAACCGCACGCCCACAUCGUUCCAAGCUUUCUUGCGAUUUUCAAAACCCAUACAGCACGAGCUGCAAUCCGACUGUGUCAGCUCACGAAGAACAAACAUCAAAACACACGCAUAUUAGAAUGUAAACGCGCGAAGUAUCUUUCUUUAGUGGAAAUUACUCAGGAUAUUUUUUUUUUAUUAAAACAACGCUCUUUGUUUAGGCAAAACCUAGUUCUCUGUUUUAAGCGUAAGUGUGUAAAUAGGUUUCAGCGGACAGGAAGAGGGCACACCUAAAAAAACGGAAUUCUAUUUUGGGUACAGAAUCGUUGAAGAAAAUUCACCUUCAUUUUUGGCACAGAAUCCUUUCCGAAGCAAAUAAUGAUUCGAAAAAAAAAUCCAUGAAAUUCGUGCCAAAUUUACCCGCUAAGUAGAAAAACGUUUUACAAAUUCGUUAAUCGUAACGCAAAUCUAUAGAAUAGAUAGAGUAAAUUGAAUGCACACACACAAGGAGGACAAGACUAAUGACUUAGAUUAAAGCAAUUUUGUAACGAGUGAAUGCAAAGCAAUAACUGAAAACUUUCUGUAUUUGAAACGUUGGUAAAUAUGCUGUAUAGAUUAGGAUUCAUCUGCCUAUCGGGAAUAAGCCCUUGUAUUUCUGGAAAUGGAACAAAAAUCUCGAAGAAGUAAUUUACACUCAAAGUGAGUCGCCAUAUUUAUUUGUUACUGAAAGCGUUUGAGGAUACUGAAUCGUGAAUGAGAAAAAUUAGGAAGAGAGAGAGAGAGCGUGAGCGAGAAAGUGAGUGUACGUGAGGAGAACUUUUUGGAUGGCAAAUACCCGGUUGAAGAAAAAAAAUAAAAGUAAUAGUGAGCUAGACAGGGGCAAGUUUAUGAUCAUAGUACAUUUUUGCUCAAAUUACCUACUGUAGGAAACCUUUGGUGUAAGUGGUGCACAAGUGCAUUGGUUUAUUUAGGUUACGUUGAAUUUUAUUUAAAACAAUAUUUUAUUUUAGCGUCGUUCCGUGCGAGAGAAGAUGGCGUGUAUUUUUACUAGGGAACCACUGACAAAUGAAAACGAGUACGAACUGUUUCUAGGGAGUAGUAAAGUAAUCGUUAUGUUUUCCUAUAGACAUUUUUAAUAGUUUUUUAUUAACAUUCUCUCUACUCUAUACAACACAGCUAAGGUUGACAUGUGUACAGAUCAGGCUAGGACGUUAAGCUACUAGUAGGUUAGAAACUAUUUGAAUUUUCUUCUUUAUAAGAAAAAAUCCAGAAAAUAAAAUCCAAAAUGAAUCGAAAACAAAAAA